Babesia ovata is the source of this 1029-nucleotide messenger RNA. RefSeq names its product adenylosuccinate synthetase. Gene Ontology annotation, biological process: IMP metabolic process; 'de novo' AMP biosynthetic process. Gene Ontology annotation, molecular function: nucleotide binding; adenylosuccinate synthase activity. The coding region runs from base 1 to 1029 and encodes 342 amino acids. Gene Ontology annotation, cellular component: cytoplasm. Lineage: Eukaryota; Apicomplexa; Aconoidasida; Piroplasmida; Babesiidae. The record is from RefSeq and is a predicted model, not a curated record. The transcript is spliced from 6 exons.
AUGUUACGGGGACACGGCAUCGAAGUCAUGGAUAGGCUACUCAUCUCAGAUCGUGCACAUUUACUUUUGGAUGCACAUAUUGAGAUUGAUCGCAAUAUGGAAAAGGCAAGAAAGGCGGCUGGAGGUGAAAUCGGAACGACAUUGCGUGGUAUUGGGCCUUGCCAUGCUACCAGGUCGUCGAGGACCGGGGUGCUGGUGGGAUCCCUACUACAUUGGGACUUCUUCAAAAAAUCUGUCAUGGAUAUCUACAAAAUUCACACCGACGUGGAAACGUCGGAAAAGAUGGCCAUUGAAGAAAUUGAAAGACACGCCGCACUUUAUAAGAUAUUUUCAAGAUGUAUUUGUGAUACGGGGUACUUCAUCAGUGAAGCCAUAAGGGCCGGGAAGCGAGUCUUACUAGAAGGAGCCAACGGAUCUUUGCUGGAUAUAAACAUGGGAACUUACCCAUUUGUUACGUCAUCCACUACACUAGCUUGUGGAUCUUAUGUUGGGCUCGGAGUGCCAUUGAAUUCCCCGAUGUUCAGAAUAGGUAUUCUUAAGUGCUACCAGACGCGAGUAGGUAUGGGCCCCUUUCCUACUGAAUUCUUCGACGAAAAUUAUGAUCACAUCCAAAAGGACGGCACGGAAAUAGGUGUGUCCACGUGCAGAUUGAGGAGAUGUGGGUGGCUGGAUUUGGUUGCUGCAAGAUACAUCCAGAGGCUGAACUGUUUUCAUGUCGUGUACCUCACAAAAUUAGAUGUCCUGACUGGACUUAAAGAAAUAAAAGUAUGCGUGGACUACCGAAAUAAAAGAACAGGUGAUCUUUUAGAGAGGGGACGUUUCCCGGCAACAACUGCAAUGCUAGAUGAGUAUGAGCCCGUGUAUAAAGUCUUCCCUAGCUGGAAUGAUGAUAUAUCUGAGCUGGAUGCUUAUGACAAGCUGCCUGAAAACGCACGCACAUACGUGGAGUUUGUGGAAAAGGAAUUAGGUACCUUCAUUCAAUGGAUUGGCGUCGGUCAAGACGUCAGGAGUACGAUAUCAAGGUCAUGA